AUGUACACCAUUUUAGCCUUCUAUACCUUUCAUACAGCAUACACUACAGUUUAUGAUUCUGAGCAUUACCACACUCCUGGCUUACCAAAGCCAUUGUUACGUUCAGAAGAUCCCAGAACUGACGAUGGAUUGAAAUACAUAUUAGUGUGGUCUACCCCUGAAUUCAAGAACAGGCUCUUCGAAGAAGGUCAAGGACUAUUUGUGAAAAACAACUGCUCUUACAUGAACUGCUACUUGUCCGAUGAAAUGCACCUCCUGGAAAGCUACAAGAAAGACUUUGACGUUGUGUUAAUAGACAUAGGUGUGAUAAGACAAUCGCUAUGGAACAGUGAAGUUAUGCCACAGAAAAGGACGGCUCGGCAAAAGUACUUAUUUCACAGUAUGAGGUCGUCCGACGAAACUCCGGUGUGCAACGUAAAAGCUGACGGCUUUUUCAACUGGACUUGGUCUUAUAAGAUUUAUUCAGAUAUCUCCACUCCUUUCAUUGAAGUGAUAGAUACAUCUGGUCAUGUAGUGGCUCCUCGGCGUGAUGUGAGAUGGAUAGAAAAUAUGAAUCCAAUAUCAAAGAACGACAAAAAGAAACUAUUGACGAAGAAAAAAGCGGUAGCAUGGAUUCCAGAAAGUUGCAAAACAAGAUCUAAUAGAAUGGAAUUUGCGAAAAAUCUGCAAGAAGCUUUGAAAGAACACAAUUUGGAGUUAGACAUUUAUGGGUGUUCAAUGAAGUUGUGUCCAAAAGAGGGAUGUAUGAAAGCUUUGGAAAGAGAUUACUAUUUUUACUUAGCUUAUGAACCGAGUCAUGCUGAAGAUUAUGUUACCGAUGAAGUAUUAAAAGCUUAUCAUCAUAAUACUGUUCCGAUUGUAAAGGGUGGAGCCGAUUACAGAUAUUUUCUACCAGAAGGCUCUUACAUCAAUGCCGGAUCGGGUUCAGUUGAGAAAUUGGCGUCCCUCAUCGAUUUCAGUAUCAGAAAUCCUUCAGUGUACUACAGUUUUCAUCAAUGGAAAUACUACUACAGAAUACGUAAAGUAAACCACAAUAGAGGUGUGUGUGAUCUCUGCGCAAUGUUGAACAAUCGGGAGAAUGUUCUUACUCAUAGCAAUUAUGAGAAGUUCAGGAAGUGGUGGUAUGGUGAUUUGAAGGAAAGAUGCUAUCCAGUCGGUGCUAAAGAAGAAAAAUUUGUAGUAUCUUACUUUAAUGAUAGUUGA
This is a messenger RNA of Chilo suppressalis (striped riceborer), 1203 nucleotides long. The record is from the annotation of a GenBank genome assembly. Lineage: Eukaryota; Metazoa; Arthropoda; Insecta; Lepidoptera; Crambidae.